GUUGCUGCGCAAAUAUUCGGUGUAAUUUCACCGCGUGUAAUACUGAGUAAUUCCUCUCAAUGAAAUUACCAUUGACGCUCUGAAUGGAAAGUGAACAAUCGAAAACAAUAUUUCCGCUAUGACCGGCCAGUUUUUGAGGAUUGUUGUAAUACCUUAUCAGUGUUUUUUACCACGGUUUUCGGUGAAUUCAGUCAGGAGAAUCUAAGUAUGACUUUUAUCACGAUUUUCCACUGAGCACUGUUUGCGUGCGACCGAAGCGGCGCCUGUGUCACGUGAUGACGUGAGUUCGUUAGAGCGCAGCAAACCCACGUGCUCGCACUUUGAUGAUUAAAUUCUCAGUGAUUUUUUUAUUUUAAAGAAAAUUGAGUGAUGGUAGAUUAAUCAUUGCGUGCCAAGGACUUUUGGGCAUUGUCGGAAUGAUAUUAAUUGAGAAAAGACGUAGAUUCGUGGACUUGGACAGUCCUAAAUCUUGAUUCAAAACCCCUGGAGUUGAUACGUUAGAUAAUUGAACUUAUAUCACCCCAUCGGCAAACAUGUCGAUCGUAAUGCAGUAUGUGGAUCGAUUCCAUGAGAUUCUGGACAAAAAUGCAGAUUCCCGGACGACCAAUUGGUUUUUAAUGAGUUCUCCCUUUCCCACACUAUUCAUAUGCCUGAGCUACGUGUACCUAGUUAAAGUUCUAGGCCCAAAGCUCAUGGAGAAUCGAAAGCCAUUUCAACUUAAAAAUGUCCUGAUUGCGUACAACCUCUUUCAAGUUAUUUUCUCAGCAUGGCUAUUUUACGAGAUAGGAAUGUCCGGAUGGCUGACUGGGGACUAUUCACUAAGGUGUCAACCCGUAGAGUACAGCGACAAACCCCAAGUACUGAGGAUGGUCUACGCCAGCUGGUGGUACUACUUCUCGAAAUUUACGGAGUUCUUCGAUACGAUAUUCUUUAUACUUAGGAAGAAGAAUGAUCACGUAUCGACCCUUCACGUCAUCCACCACGGAUGUAUGCCAAUGUCCGUUUGGUUUGGUGUAAAGUUCACUCCAGGUGGUCAUUCUACAUUCUUUGGUCUGCUGAACACCUUCGUUCACAUAAUAAUGUACGGGUACUAUCUCCUUGCUGCCCUGGGGCCCCAGAUGCAACCUUAUCUCUGGUGGAAGAAAUAUCUAACGGCCCUGCAGAUGAUUCAGUUCGUAGCAAUAAUGAUCCAUGCAUUCCAACUUCUCUUCAUCGAGUGCAAUUACCCGAAAGCCUUCGUCUGGUGGAUUGGUCUUCACGCUGUUAUGUUUUUCUUCCUAUUCAACGAAUUUUACAAAGAGUCGUAUGCAAACAAGAAAGCAGGAAAGAGUCGAGCAAGAAAUGCCGCAAUGGCCGCUGUAACAGCAGCUACUGGUGCAUGUAUGGCUAAUGGCCUAGCAAAUAGUAAAGAACAAAAUGGCACUGAAAUCAAAAGGCGGGAUGCUGCUGAUUACUACGUUAAGGGUGAAAGCAUUGCUGCCAGCGAAAUGAAUCUUCGUAAACCAUACACUGCAACUGAGUGACCUUAUUUCAUAAUUAUAAUCAUCAUUUUAUCUCAAAUCAUUUGGAAUUUAUAUCUAAGGAUGUCACAAAAUCUAUUCUUCUUUGAACAAAUGUCUCUAACAUUUAAAGGUUAUCUUCAUCAAACAAUUUGCUACAAAUCUGUAGUUUUAUCUUAUGAAGACUGCGAGUUUUAUAUCACAACAAAAUGAAGGAAAAUUAUCAGUCUCGAAUUGAGCACACCAUGAGGGACUUCCCCGUUCUACUUGCCACAUUAUAUAUAUUUACAUAUAUAUAUAUGUGUUUUUUAAUACACAAAACGAUUGGGGAAUGAUUGGUGAUCUUAAUAAUGAUGAUGAAAUAUUGUGAAAAAUGAAUAUUGUACAUAGGUAGUGAUAGUUUUUUACUGUUUUCAGUGAAAAUGAGAUAGUAUAGGCUCAACGAUGCUCAAUAAUGGCAUUGUAUAACAUAGACGAGUCCUCGUAAUGCCUUUAACAAGUGUUAAUUUAUGAAAAGAUGUUUCUAGGAGUUAUUCACAAACUUUUCGUUGAAAAUAAAUUUAAAUCAAAUAGAGCUGGUUGAUUGGAGAGGCCGAUAUACAUAUAUUAAUUUUAUGAGCGGCACUUGUACAUAUGUUUAAAUUUAGCGGCAAACAUCUACCAAACAUGGGAUUACAAGGGGAUUUUUUUAAAUCUUGAUUUUGACUUUUUUCUUGUGAAUGAUCAUGAGGGACUGGCAUUUUCAUUAUCUCAUUUAAAUGUACUUUUGAAAAAAAAAUCCCGACAAUGUCUAUAUUGUUUCUAGGACAUUUUGGAUAAUUAGAAUAUGUAGGAUAUUUUGGGUCAAGUCAUAUGUAAUUAGGCGAUGAAUAAAAUGAUUUUUUUUUAAGGAAAUCUUUCGUGUUUUUUAUCAUUGAUAGUUGAACAAUUUUUAUAAAUAAAUUUGUAGCGAUUAUUGAUUACACUUCAAUGAGAAUCGAGAAUGAUGAGUCAAUAAAGUUUAUUAUAAAUUA
Diachasma alloeum is the source of this 2512-nucleotide messenger RNA. RefSeq names its product elongation of very long chain fatty acids protein AAEL008004. Gene Ontology annotation, biological process: fatty acid elongation, polyunsaturated fatty acid; fatty acid elongation, monounsaturated fatty acid; very long-chain fatty acid biosynthetic process. The transcript is spliced from 7 exons. Lineage: Eukaryota; Metazoa; Arthropoda; Insecta; Hymenoptera; Braconidae. Gene Ontology annotation, molecular function: fatty acid elongase activity. The coding region runs from base 534 to 1523 and encodes 329 amino acids. Gene Ontology annotation, cellular component: endoplasmic reticulum membrane. The record is from RefSeq and is a predicted model, not a curated record.